AGAGAGCAGGUGAUCGGGCAGGCAGGAGUCGGUACACAGGAGAACAAUCAAAGCAGGCAGAAGUAACGAAGGAGUCAGGCUUACAAGGUUGGUCGGCGAACAGGCGAAGGUCGGUACACACAGGUUCGAUCAGGGAUACCGGAGCACACGAACAGGACAUGAAGAUCAGCGAACUGGCGCCGGCCAGUUGUCAUCGCGGUCAUAUAAAUCCACAGCAUAAUCAGGCUGCAUGAGGCGCAGGUGUGCACCUCCCAAUCAGCGCACCUGCGCGGGCACCAGCACAGCUCGUGCUGGAGCGGCAGGAUCAUGACAAGAGGUUAUCAGUGCUAAGUGAGAGCAAAAUCAGUUUGUGACAGGCCACAAAUAUUGUAGGGCAAAGUGGUGGUGUUUGUUUUUUUCUUCACUUAACAUCUUUCAUGGCCACAACAAGAAACUUAAGAUGGUUUUUGGCCUUCUGAGGAUUUGGAGGCAACGGAGGGAGGAAGGAGAACGCCUCCUCAACCUGAUGACCAAUCACAGGGUGUCAUCAUUGUGAUCACCAGCUAUAGUUAUACUUACUUCUUUCUCCACAUCGACUGCUCACAAACACUUCACCAGCAGGAAGGUGAACACUUGGACCAGGACCUCUCUGAUCUGUUUGAUUUUGAUGUGUCAUGUUUGUCCUAUGUGUUUGUCAUGAUGGAACAGAACGGAACUCUGAUGCUCAGUCUUGGUGGCUAUGUAGACUUGGACAAGUACAGAUAUGUUUAUUUGAUGUUUUUCAUGGCACUCUAUGUUCUCAUUCUCUGCUGUAAUUGCGUCAUAAUUUGUGUUAUUUGGAUUCACAGGACCCUUCAUGAGCCCAUGUACAUUUUCAUUGCCGCUUUGUCUCUCAACUCGCUUGUGUUCGGCACUGUUAUCUACCCCAAACUGAUUGUGGACGUCUUGUCUCAGCAGCAGAGAAUUUCUUAUUCCGGCUGUUUGGUCCAGAUAUUUCUUUUCUACAGUUUAGCUGGUUCUGACCUAAUGCUGUUGACAGCCAUGGCUUACGACAGGUAUGUGUGCAUCUGCAGGCCACUGCAAUAUGCAACCAUUAUGGGCACAACCACUGUCAGUGUAUUCUUGGCUUUGGCUUGGUUUUUUCCUGCCUGUCAGAUGUUGGUGAGUAGUAUCCUUCAGUCUAAGCUAAAUGUCUGUAAUUUUACUUUGGGUGGAUUUUAUUGUAAUAUUACGAUAAUGAAGAUUCAUUGUACGACGUCAAUCUCCCUCACUGCGUGGACGUUAUUUUGUUUAAUUAACAUUGGUCUCAUACCUGUGCUGUUCAUCCUCUUCACGUACAUAAAUAUAUUUAUAGUCAUCUAUCAUAGCCACGGAGAAGUCCGGAAAAAAGCGGUAGAUACAUGUUUGCCUCACCUGAUUGUUUUAAUCACUAACAACUGUUUGAUUUUUUUUGACAUUGUCAUCGGGAUGCUGGAGUCGGUCCUUCCGAAAACUGUGCGACUGAUUAUGAGUCUACAAAUAUUGGUGUUCAACCCUUUGUUCAAUCCGAUAAUAUAUGGCUUGAAGAUGAAAGAAAUCUGGAAACACAUCAGGAGAUUGUUGUUGUGUUGCAGUCCUGUCAAAAUCAUGAAAAAACAGGAAGAAUAA
This is a messenger RNA of Syngnathoides biaculeatus (alligator pipefish), 1626 nucleotides long. Its product is annotated as olfactory receptor 4D1-like. Gene Ontology annotation, molecular function: G protein-coupled receptor activity; olfactory receptor activity. Lineage: Eukaryota; Metazoa; Chordata; Actinopteri; Syngnathiformes; Syngnathidae. Bases 676 to 1626 code for a protein of 316 amino acids. The transcript has a single exon. The record is from RefSeq and is a predicted model, not a curated record. Gene Ontology annotation, biological process: G protein-coupled receptor signaling pathway. Gene Ontology annotation, cellular component: membrane.